AUGCCGUACAUCAAACAGGAGGCGGAGCUAGACACUUUCAGCAUUAAAGAAGAAGAACAGGAAGCUGAAAUCCAUCCGUUUCCAGUGACUGUCAUUGUGAAGAGAGAAGAAGAUGAAAGUCCAAGUGAAAAGAGCGGAGCAGCGAAACCUUCGAGCGACAGCUCAUUUCAGCACCUGACAACAAAAGGAGAGGGACGAUCACAACCGAACGGCCUGUUAGCACCGCUCUCGGACAGCGACGACAUAACGUCACACUCUUCUGACUUUAACACUGCUGAGGAGGAUGUUGACUCCAACCAAAAUGCUUCGAAAUCCUUAAACAAGUCACCAUUGAAAAGAGAAACACAAGAAUGUACGGAUAAGAAGCAUUUAAACAAACACGCAACUACACACAGAGGAGAGAAGCCUUUCGCCUGUUCCAUGUGUGAGAAAAGAUUUUAUUUUCAGUCUGAGUUGACAAUACACACGCGGACACACACUGGAGAGAAACCUUUUGCCUGCACACUAUGCGACAAAAGAUUUUCUCAGAAGUCUGGUUUAAAAACGCAUAUGCGUAGACACACUGGCGAAAAACCUUUUGUUUGCACAUGUUGUGGUAAAAGAUUCACUCAGAAGAAACAUUUAAACGGACACGCAAGAACCCACACUGGAGAAAAGCCUUUCUCCUGCUCAAUUUGUGGUAAAAGAUUCGCAGAGAAGGGGAAUUUAAACAAGCACGUAAGCACACAUAGUGAAGAGAAGCCUUUCGCCUGCUCCUUAUGUGAGAAAAGAUUUUACUCUCAGUCUCAGUUGACAACACACAUGUAUACACACACUGGAGAGAAACGUUUUGCCUGCACACUAUGCGACAAAAGAUAUUCCCACAAGUCUGAUUUAAAGACGCAUAUGCGUAGACACACUGGGGAAAAACCUUUUGUCUGCACAUGUUGUGGUAAAAGAUUCACUCAGAAGAAAAAUUUAAACGGACACGCAAGAACCCACACUGGAGAAAAGCCUUUCUCCUGCUCAAUUUGUAGUAAAAGAUUCACAGAGAAGCGGAAUUUAAAGAAACACGCAAGCACACAUAGUGGAGAGAAGCCUUUCGCCUGCUCCUUAUGUGAGAAAAGAUUUUACUCUCAGUCUCAGUUGACAGCACACACGCGUACACACACUGGAGAAAAGACUUUGUUGUAA
This is a messenger RNA of Nerophis lumbriciformis (worm pipefish), 1173 nucleotides long. NCBI's taxonomy places the organism in Eukaryota, Metazoa, Chordata, Actinopteri, Syngnathiformes, Syngnathidae. The record is from RefSeq and is a predicted model, not a curated record.